AUGGCUGCGCGUGCGUCUUCCGUUAGAGACGUAGUAAGACUGAAGCGUGCAGCAGAGUGCAGGGUUAUAGAUGGUGCACCGAACGCUAGAACAUGUCUUUUGCAUCAAAAGCUACAAUUAUUAAAUUGUUGCAUCAAAAGAGCUCAAGAGGGUGACGUGAAUGCCAACGGUAAUUCUUCUGAAGAGGAAUUCUUCGACUGCUCAGAAGGUGAAGGUGCAGAAGAUCAGUUGCCAUGGGACAGGCCCGUGGGUCGUCUUAAUCGUCUCGAAAAUGCUACACUCAAAAGUGGCGUCCCUCUCUAUGUUCCUCGUACACAGGAUCCAGCACCAAAAACUGAGGAUCAAUUAGAAGAAGACGCCGAAUUAAUGGUAAGAAUGGGAGACAAUGCUAAAGCUUCUGAACUACGUGCGAAAAUGAUGAGCGCUUCCCUCCUCUCUGAUAUGGAAGCAUUUAAGGCUGCCAACCCUGGGGCAGAACUGUGUGAUUUCGUUCGUUGGUAUUCGCCUCGAGAUUGGAAGCCUGAUGACGGUGGCUCGUUAGGGGAUCGUAUGUUGUUACCUGGAAAUCCUUGGGUAGAAGCUUGGACAGUUGCUCGCCCGGUACCGGCAGCGCGACAACGAAGACUUUUUGAUGAGACUCGAGAAGCAGAACAAGUGUUACAUUUCCUGAAAUCACGGACCGUUGGAGGUGUAGCUGAACUGUUGCUGCCCGCUAUAUUAAGAGCAGGUGCAAAUAAAGCGAUCUCAGAAGGAGCUCCAGCAACUAGUUCGAGUAUUGGAGGCGUGGACAAAAGACGCACUUUCGAAAUUGCCGCUAGAGAGUUGUAUGAAGCUGAGAAAGAAGCGUGUAGGGCUAUCUGUGUGCGUAAGGUUUUAGGCAACAGUGCGGAAGGACAGCCGUUAGAUGUGGCGGGUAGGUCCAGAGUAUUGAACGCCAUGGGCGGUGGUUUGCCAGCACCCACACGCAGAGAAUUCACAUUGAGAGUAAAAGAUGAAGUUGGCCCUCAAAUAAUGCGAGCAGCCCUCGGUAGUGAUAUGACCAUCAUUGGAGCGUUUACGGAACGAAUAGUUUGUUUGUAG
Molecule: messenger RNA, 1080 nt
Organism: Danaus chrysippus (African queen)
Lineage: Eukaryota; Metazoa; Arthropoda; Insecta; Lepidoptera; Nymphalidae
Source: the annotation of a GenBank genome assembly